Molecule: messenger RNA, 2946 nt
Organism: Spinacia oleracea (spinach)
Lineage: Eukaryota; Viridiplantae; Streptophyta; Magnoliopsida; Caryophyllales; Amaranthaceae
Exons: 7
Coding region: 1-2946 (981 amino acids)
Biological process (GO): DNA integration
Molecular function (GO): nucleic acid binding; zinc ion binding
Source: RefSeq, a predicted model, not a curated record
AUGCCGUUCGGACUAAAGAACACGGUGUCUACUUAUCAGAGAACAGCCACAUCCAUCAUGCACAUGAUCCACAAGGAAUCAGGGGUGUAUGUUGAUGAUAAGAUCGUCAAGUCCAAAGAUAGUCAAGGACAUACAACAGUGCUUCAAAAGUUCUUCGACAAACUCAAGCAAUUCAAUAUGCGGCUCAAUUCGCAAAAAUGUGCAUUCGGGGUAACAUCAGGAAAGUUACUCGGGUACUUCAUCAGCUCUCAAGGCAUUGAAGUUAAUCCUUCAAAUAUCAAGGAUAUCUCAGCUAUGACUCCACCCAACGGAUGGAAAGGAAAUUCGGGGAUUCCUUGGCAAAUUACUAUACAUCAGUUGAUUCAUUUCCAAGCUCACCAUGGCCUAAGUAAAGCCAAGUCUUGGGCUAAAUCCGAACCUAGCUUGAAACCAAACACAUCACCUAGUACCGUAGGUUCAAGUAAUUCUACGGCUGCCCCUAAACUAUCUAACCCAACCAAAGAAACAAGUCUGUCCAAGGUGCGUUGUUUUAAGUGUCAAGGGUUUGGGCAUUAUCAAAAUGCGUGUCCAAAUAAACGAGUAGUGACCUUGAGAGAAGCUGUUGAAUGUCGUGAGGAGUUGUUUGAAGAGGAAAAGAGGUUGGGGGACGUAUUUGUGUUUGAUGAGAGUGGUGAUGAGGAGGAAGAGGAAGGGUAUGAGGCUCCAAUAUAUGACACGAGUCUGGUUCUUAGAGCGCUACAAACUCAAAUUUCACCUACUGAUCUAGACCAACGAGAUCAGUUGUUUCAUACUAAAUGUCUAGUGAAAGAUAAGUGGUGUAGUGUAAUUGUUGAUGGGGGGAGUUGUACGAAUGCUGCUUCUAGUGAAAUGGUGUCAAAAUUAGGCUUAAUCACUACUGCCCAUCCUAGGCCAUACGCACUCCAUUGGCUUGAUGAUGUUAAUAGUGUACAAGUGUCGAAGCAAGUAAGGGUUGGUUUGACUAUGGGUUCGUAUGUGGAUGAAGUUCUUUGUGAUGUUAUUCCUAUGGAUGCUUGUCAUAUUUUGUUGGGUCGUCCUUGGCAGUUUGAUAGGGACUUCAAGGAUGUAUUUCCGGAUGAAUUACCACCAGGUUUGCCCCCUAUUCGUGGUAUUGAACAUCAAAUUGAUCUUAUUCCAGGAACUUCUUUGCCUAAUAAGGCUGCCUAUCGUUGCAAUCCGGAGGAAACAAAGGAAUUACAAAAGCAAAUUGAUGAACUUGUGAAUCGAGGCUAUGUUAGAGAAAGCUUGAGUCCAUGUGCUGUUCCGGUGUUGCUUGUGCCUAAGAAAGAUGGAACAUGGCGCUAUGUGGUUUCGAAAGAUGGAGUGUCCGUAGAUCAGUCCAAGAUCGAGGCUAUCAAAUCGUGGCCUAAUCCUAAAACUAUAAGUGAGGUGCUUUCAUUUCAUGGUCUUGCUUCAUUUUAUAGACGUUUCAUUCGUGAUUUCAGUACUAUUACUAGUCCUAUCACUAGUUGCUUGAAGAAAGGUGCUUUUGUAUGGGGAGAGGACGCUCAAAAGGCGUUUGAUGUGAUUAAAGAGCGUUUGUGUGCUGCUCCUAUUUUGGCGCUGCCAGAUUUCUCUCAACCUUUUGAGGUCGAGUGUGAUGCUAGUGGAGUGGGGAUUGGUGCUGUUUUGAUCCAAGGUAAGCGUCCCAUAGCUUAUUUUUCGGAAAAGUUAGGGGGUGCUCGUUUGAAUUAUUGCACUUAUGAUAAAGAGUUCUAUGUCAUUGUUAGAGCUUUGGAUCAUUGGAGUCAUUAUUUGCGUUCUAGCCACUUUGUUUUGCAUUCUGAUCAUGAAUCUUUGAAGUAUAUUAAUGGGCAACAAAAAUUGAGCCCAAGGCAUGCUAAAUGGGUUGAGUUCUUGCAAUCCUUUCAUUUUUCUUCGAAAUACAAAGAUGGUAAAAGCAAUGUGGUGGCUGAUGCAUUAUCACGAAGGUACGAUGGGUUUCUUUUCAAAGGUAAUCGCCUUUGUAUUCCUAAGCAUUCAAUUCGUGAGUUACUAGUGCGUGAGGCUCAUAGUGGAGGAUUGGCUGGUCACUUUGGCAUAGCCAAGACCUUGGAAAUCUUGAGAGAACAUUUCUUUUGGCCUAAAAUGUUAGGUGAUGUAACGAACAUUGUGAAUAAAUGUGUGACUUGUCAUAUGGCCAAGAGUUCUUUCAAACCCGGUUUAUACUCACUUUUGCCGGUUCCAGUUCGCCCUUGGGAAGAUGUAUCCAUGGAUUUUAUAGUGGCUUUGCCUCGUACUCAAAGAGGUAAGGAUGCUAUUAUGGUCGUGGUGGAUAUAUUUUCAAAAAUGGCUCACUUCGUUGCUUGUCACAAAACGGAUGAUGCUUGUAAUGUGGCUGAUUUGUAUUAUAAGGAGAUUGUUCGUUUGCAUGGAAUUCCAAUGACUAUUGUUUCUGAUCGAGAUUCCAAGUUCUUGAGUUACUUUUGGAAUACAUUGUGGAGAAAGGUGGGAACCAAGUUGUUGUUUAGCACUUCACAUCACCCUCAAACUGAUGGGCAAACAGAGGUGACAAAUCGAACCUUGGGAACGCUAUUGAGAGGGUUGGUAAGUAAAACGCAAAAGGAUUGGGAUGUCAAGCUUGCUCACGCUGAAUUUGCUUAUAAUCGGUCUCCUACUUAUGCUACUGGUCAUUCUCCAUUUGAGGUAGUAUAUGGGAUUAAUCCAUACUUGCCCUUGGAUUUAAUUCCAUUACCUUUGGUUUGGGUUCAUUUAAGGAAAGAGCGUUUUCCAAGCAAACGCAAGAACAAGCUUAUGCCUAGGGCUGAAGGUCCUUACAAGGUGGUUGCACGUGUGAAUGAUAAUGCUUACAAGAUUUUUGAUAGGGACGUGGUUCACAAGGGGAGAAGCAACGAGUAUGAAUCGAGAGACAUGUUGGAAAUUCUCAUUGGGAAACACAAAGGAAAAAGAGAGUGUUCUCCUUGUUGA